Recurvomyces mirabilis is the source of this 570-nucleotide messenger RNA. RefSeq lists its product as uncharacterized. Gene Ontology annotation, biological process: transmembrane transport; carbohydrate transport. The transcript has 2 exons. The coding region runs from base 1 to 570 and encodes 189 amino acids. Gene Ontology annotation, cellular component: membrane. The record is from RefSeq and is a predicted model, not a curated record. NCBI's taxonomy places the organism in Eukaryota, Fungi, Ascomycota, Dothideomycetes, Mycosphaerellales, Teratosphaeriaceae. Gene Ontology annotation, molecular function: carbohydrate:proton symporter activity.
AUGGGUCUACUUACCCUCGUCGAAGACAGGCCUACGCCUAAGGCUGUCUACAACUGGAGAGUCUAUGCCUGCGCUGCGAUUGCCUCUUUCGCAUCAUGCAUGAUUGGAUAUGACUCUGCUUUCAUUGGGACCACGCUGGCUCUGCCGUCCUUCACAAAAGAAUUCAAGUUUGCCGCCAUGGCCCCGGAACACCUGCUUCUUGUUAAAGCAAACAUUGUCUCUGUGUAUCAGGCUGGUGCUUUCUUCGGUGCCAUCUUCGCUUAUGCUUCGGCGUUCUACCUUGGCCGUAAGAGAAGCUUAUGGGUGUACGCCACGAUAUUUAUCCUCGGAGCUGGUCUCAUGUUAGGCGCUAAUGGGCAGCGCGGCCUUGGAUUGAUCUAUGCUGGUCGUGUCUUGGCUGGUUUUGGAGUCGGCGGAGCAAGCAUGGUUGUGCCCAUCUACAUCUCAGAGCUGUCACCGCCCGCCGUAAGAGGGAGGCUGGUCGGUCUCUACGAGCUUGGAUGGCAGAUUGGUGGCCUGGUCGGCUUCUGGAUCAAUUGUGAGCAUAAUUCUUACUGGGGAUAUGUGUGA